CUCAAAACAAUAUGUCGUCGCGGACAUUCUUGUCGUUCUUGUCUUAAAAUAAACGGAAUAAUUAGAAAUGUCUUGAGCGUUUAAAGGAGAAAUUUUAACUGCCCGAUGUAUUGUUGAUUAAAUAAAGUUCAAUUAAAUUGUGAAAUCCUAAAGUUCGUAGAGUGUCAAUCGAUUUUUUUUUUGUCGAAAGAAACCAUUCGCAGAAGUGUUAGUGUCGAAAAAUAAAGAAAGAUAAAAAGUGACAUUGAAUGUGAAACGAAAUCUGUUUUUUUUCUUUUCGUAUAGCUUGCACACAAUAAUUAAAUUUUCUGGCGUAUACACGAAAUAAUGUAAUUGGCCACUUGAAACGAUGAUAAGGAAUCAAGAUCUGAACGGAAAAAAUGUUUUCUUGUACGUGCCAAUACAAUGAAGACACUACGACGGAAUUUGAGGAAAGAAAUUUUUCAUAGUUUCACUGCGACAUGUAUUUAACGAAUUUGUUCAAUGAAUGGAUGACUGCUGCUCGCUAUAAAUCUAAUUUACAAAUAUCAUGGCGUUAUUCGGCAUUCGUGCCACUUUGAUAAUAACAAUAAUUUACAUUCGAUUAAUUCGGGGUCAAUAUCAGGCCGACCAUAGUGAUAUUAUUCGGAAUGGUUGUUCAGCGACACCGGUCGACGAUAAUGUUGAUGAGAAGAAAUUGUUUUGCAAUGGCGUUUCAAUCCAAUGGCUGAUCAGUAACAAUAUUUUCGACACGGACACCAUUUACAAUGACAUUUAUAUGGAACACUUGCAAACGACCGCAAGCGAUGGAGCGUUUUUCCACGUGAAAAAUGAAAAUUCCACGGAAUAUUUGACCUGGAUCAAAAGUGACAUCAAGACAAUUCACGUGGACGCCUUACUGAUCGGGAAACGUUUCUAUAAAUUAAAAUAUUUAAAUCUGAGUGAGAACACCAUCCAAGACAUUCGGCACGAGCACUUUGUCAAAUGCAAAUCGCUAAAGAUGCUCGAUUUGUCGUACAAUAACUUAACCGUAUUCCGGCCGAAUGUAUUCAACGACAUUGCCACAUUAACAACGCUAAAUAUAAGCAACAAUCACCUCAAGUCAAUUGUAGCUGAUGGUAGAAGUGUUUUUCAUAGUCUAGUGAACUUAGUCGAGUUGGACUUGUCGCAUAAUUACAUUGACGAUCUGCCUCAUCGCGUCUUCAAUGGACUCACCGAAUUGAAGUAUCUAUCACUGGCACACAAUCGCUUGAAUUUGAUUCCAUUUCAAAUAUUCAAAGUAUUAACGAACAUCGAAGUGUUGGAUCUGUCGCACAAUCGACUGGUUCUGUUUUCCGACAAUUUUUUCAUGUCCAACAAGAAGCUGCAAGUGCUGCUACUGAACAACAAUAUCAUCGAACGUCUAUCGACAAAUGCGCUGUUCGGUUUGAGGGGGCUGCACACACUGGACCUUUCGUCAAAUGAGCUGAUCACCAUCGAUCGGAAUGCAUUUGACAAUUUGCCGUUGCUACAGUUGAAUCUGAGCGGCAAUCCGUUUGCAACCAUUUCCUCAACCACAUUUAGUACCUUGACGCAAUUGCGUCGGCUGGAUCUUAGCCGAAAUAAUUUGAGCUACCUACCAAAUGGAAUAUUUGCUAGUCAACAUGCGUUAAACGAACUGAUUAUUGAAGAUACCGCCCUGGAGAAGCUGAGCAAUUGGAUCUCACGAAAAGACAAAACCAUCGAUAAGACUGUACUGAUCAAUUUAACAGUGUGCAUCAUACGAAACAAUCGACAUUUGCAGACCAUCGAUUCCACUACAUUCCGCAAUGUGCCGGCGCUUGAACAUUUGGACUUAUCCAACAACAAUCUGCUACAAUUACCCCGGGAAAUCGGCGAAUUGCACAAUUUGUUGACAUUGAACAUCAGCGGCAAUAAGUUGGUAUCUGUACCGCAUCAGAUAGCAUCGCUGACCAAUCUGAAGCAGUUAGAUCUCAUCGGCAACGAUUUCAGUUGUGACUGUCACAUGUUCUGGAUGGUUGGCUACCUGGAAGACAUAGCAAAGACGAACAACAAUCUAUCGCUGAACAUGCAACUGUCGAAACUGAAGUGCCGAAAUGGCUAUCCCGGCGAAAUGUUGCGUGUGUUACAACAUUUGCACUGCAUCAAACCGGUGAUCAUUCAAUACACCGAAAGUACAAUGCAUCAGUUGCGCAGCGAUGCAAUAUUGGAAUGUUCAUUUUCCGGCAAUCCUGCACCGGACAUCAUUUGGGUGACACCGUCGAAUGUUAUACUGAACCAUCAUGCCGAUCCGGAUGCACGUCCGAUUCUUUACGAUAAACUGUCCGAGAAUAGUCUGAAGCAUGGCCAAAAAAUUGAAUUUCAAAAACUUACUGGGAACAGUGCCAAUUUUUCUGCAGCGGCAAGGGCUGCCGGCGUUUCACUGUUGGAUAAUGGAUCACUGAUUGUGCAUAAUAUAUCGCGAAAAGACAGCGGCCUGUACACUUGUUAUGGCUACAAUAUUAUGGGAAAUUCAACGGGCAAUAUAAGACUCUACAUCGAUCCAAUUGUUUUCUAUCGUGUCAAAAUCUGGAGCAUUGUGACUGGCAUUGUUUGUGCGACUGCAUUUUUACUACUGACUCUAAUCGUUCAGGCGAUCGGGCGAUGUUUCGAUUCACUGGGCAUCAUGGACCACUUCCGCAAGAACUGCUGUACGUGUUGCAUUCGCGAGAAAUCACCUCGCGCCAAACAAAUCUAUUCGAUGUUGGACAGCAUCGAACACUACAAAAGUCAACAGUUGGAGAAGCUGCGGGAGAACUACACACAACAGGUCCAUCGAAUCAAGGAAAAUUGUGCACAACAAGUGGAGUGGAUUCAAAACAGUUAUUCCAGUCAAGCUAAGCAUCUGAAAGACAUUAGGGAUAUUGGUACAUCGCAUCUGACUUCAUUGAAGGAACAGUACUGUGACCAGCUGAAACGAGUACGCGAAUACUCAACCGGACAAUUGAAUUGGGUACGGGAGAAUUAUGUGUUUCAGCGCAACAAGAUACGCAAGUUCAGUGCGCAUCAAGUGCUUCGCAUUCGAGAGGGCUACAAAUACCAACAGCAAACCCUGAACAAGGUCUUGGAGAAUCUCCCGAGCUUUUAUUUUGAAAAUUGUCGCGGCAAAACGGAGGAUGAAAUCAACCAAGAAUUUGAAGUCUACUUAAAGUCCAAAAUGGCUGGCCUGAACGAAACGCAACUGAAGAACUUGGAGAAUAAACUGAAACAUCUGGAAACGUUCUCCGCGAAGAGUGUGAAUGAAAGCAAGGCGUCCGUAUACUACACACCGACCGACUACACACUGAGUCCGCACACAUCACCGAUUCACAUCAACUACAUGAACGAGAAACCGGAAAGCUUUCCCGACAUUGCCGGUUUCCGGUUGAGCUUCGAACCGGAUCGUCUAGUUGGUGGCGGUAAAAUGUUGAAUAAUUUAGAGAAUAGUUGCGCGUUAAAUACUUACGACGUAGUGGAUGUGAACCAAAGUGGUGAUGAUUAUGAUGACGAAGAUGGCGCCAAAGCGAUCAAGGUAAAUAUGUUCAAUGACAUGUCACGUUCAGCUUUGUGUGACCGUCACGAAUGCGAUAAGCUUUUGAUGAAUGAUGUUACCGUUGCGCUUAAAUCGGGACGGGGCAAACGUAAACGUUAUAACAACGACUACUACUAUUCGGUUGAAAGUGUAUUCGAUGCUAAAUCAUUGUUUAAUCACAAUAUUCACCAACACAAUCAUUGUACGGAGGAAGAGCCAUCCAGCGUUGCUACGCUUGACAUUGUGGAUGUUGUUGACGAUGACACAGGGAUAACUAAUUUAACUAAAAAUAUUUGUGAUAAUCCAUUGCAGGCUAGUACCAGCUUGCCAGAAAUUCAAUUGAAUGGCAGGACAGGUGAAAAGAUGCAUGGUAAGCAUGUCUUAUUGGCUAUUCAAAAUACUGAUAAUCAUAAUAAACUAAACGAAAUGGGUGAUGUUAGUGAAAUUACAAAACUGUAGGGCUUUCUAAUUCUGAUAAACAAUUUUCGGUUGAUAAAAGACGAAAAUUCACAAAAACAAAAAUGUUUUCAGUUCUAAUCUUAGUUGAAAUUUUGAAUUUGUUCA
Bradysia coprophila is the source of this 4093-nucleotide messenger RNA. RefSeq lists its product as uncharacterized. The record is from RefSeq and is a predicted model, not a curated record. Gene Ontology annotation, molecular function: protein binding. Gene Ontology annotation, cellular component: extracellular matrix. NCBI's taxonomy places the organism in Eukaryota, Metazoa, Arthropoda, Insecta, Diptera, Sciaridae.